Messenger RNA from Penicillium antarcticum, 1599 nucleotides. RefSeq lists its product as uncharacterized. The coding region runs from base 1 to 1599 and encodes 532 amino acids. The transcript has 10 exons. Gene Ontology annotation, cellular component: membrane. Lineage: Eukaryota; Fungi; Ascomycota; Eurotiomycetes; Eurotiales; Aspergillaceae. Gene Ontology annotation, molecular function: transmembrane transporter activity. Gene Ontology annotation, biological process: transmembrane transport. The record is from RefSeq and is a predicted model, not a curated record.
AUGGGCAACGCCGGAAACAAUGGCCAAGUGACUGUAUCUCUGGUAAACCGAGACAUCGAAAAUGUUUCCGGUGGCUCUUCCGAUGAUAGCGCAGUGAAACCAACAAAGUCAUGGAAAGGCUAUUUGUGGGAUACGUGGGACCUUCCCCCGGAUCAGCGAUGGCUUCUUUUCAAAGUCGAUGCAUUUGUUCUCACAUUUGCCUCGAUUGGGUAUUUUCUAAAGAAUAUCGAUCAAACGAAUGUCAACAAUGCUUUUCUUAGUGGCAUGGAAGAGGAUCUGCAAAUGUUUGGCAAUCAACUCGUUACUAGUACAUCUAUCUGGACUGUCGGCUACGUUAUUGGCCAGAUCCCUUCCAAUAUACUUCUCACAAGAGUAUCUCCCCGUUGGGUUAUACCCUCACUUGAGAUAGGAUGGGGUAUUGCGACCAUAUGUACAUCGAGCGUGAAGUCAUACCAUGCUCUCUAUGCUCUUCGCUUCCUAGUCGGUUUCUUCGAAUCCGGUUUUUAUCCAGGCAUUCAUUACCUUCUAGGAUCAUGGUAUACACCCCGAGAAAUCGGAAAGCGGGCUAUGGUCUUUUGGCUAGCUGGUUCUGUCGGCUCCUUGUUUAGUGGCUUUUUGCAAGCAGCUGCUUAUAAACAUCUCAACGGGACAAAUGGUUAUGCAGGUUGGCGCUGGCUCUUCAUUAUCGACGGAAUUAUCACGCUCCCUCUCGCAGUCGCAGGCUAUUUUUUCUUUCCCAACCUUCCUCAAGGUGGGAAGAAGUCAUGGUGGAUAACCGAGAAAGAGCAUACCCUUUCAUUGGAGAGGAUGCAACUCAUUGGUCGCGCUGGAAAGCAGCCUUGGACGAAGGAAAAGGCGAAGAGAAUUCUUCUAAGCUGGCAUACCUACCUUCUUCCUGUGUUAUACAUCGUUUGGAAUAAUGGUAUACCCCAGGCCGGUAUGGGUUAUUGGCUUAAGAGCUUCAAUGGCAACCCUGCACCGGUUCCAGGAAGAUCAUUUUCUGUCCCGCAGAUUAAUAAUUUACCACUUCCCACGACCGGAAUCUUCAUUGUCAUGGCGUUGAUCUGGGGCUGGCUCUCAGACGGGCCAUUCCGAGGUGCUCGCUGGCCAUUCAUCUAUGCUGGUGCUGUGAUCACUCUUCUCAUGAGUGUUCUGUUACUCAAAGUACCCCUAUACUCGGACAUCAAGGGCCGAAUGGUUGUAUAUUGGUUGAGUAAUAUUGGAAACGGUGCAGGUCCUCUAAUUCUGAGUUGGAUCAACGAGAUCUGCUCCGAUGACACGGAGAAGCGAGCGCUGCUUGUCGCAAUGGCGAAUGACCUUGCUUACGUCGUCCAGGCGGUUGCUCCUAAUUUCGUGUGGAAGACUACUGCGUUCCCCAGGGCUGCAAAGGGAUACACCUGGUCGAUCGUGCUCCAGAUCCUACUCAUUGUUGUCACUGCUGCUAUUCAGUUCCUACUAUGGCGGGAUAGGAAAAAGGCAGCCGAGGCAGAUCGGACGAUACCCGCCGUGGACCCCGGUGAUCCCUUGUCAACAGAGGACGAGGAGAGUCCUGGAAAAGAUACAAGACAAUCCAGGAUCAAAUAUGUCAGUCAAGCAUAG